CUAACAAGAUACACCUUUUAGAGGCAACGCUUUUUUUUAUACGCGGGAACGCGCUGGGACGCACAGCAUCGCACGGGAGCGCGCAGCGCGUAAACAGAAGUGGACUCGCGACGACCUCGGCACGAGCGCGCACUUGUCGCCAUGGCAACUGAGCGGCGGCGGCAGCAGCAGCAGCAUCCCUUCCAGUUCGUCCAGCGAGCGCGCGGACAGCUGAACUCGGCUAAACGUGCUUCCAAAAUGGCGCCGGGACGUCAAACAUUUGGAACGGUGCUGCUCUUCUUUUCGCUUUGUUGUGUGACGUCUGGUGUAAUUCUGCGAACUACAGACAAAGACGUGUGGGCCAAUGAAUUUGAGUCAAUCGAAUUGAGCUGCUUGAUCGAGUCCAUAUCUACAAGCAACCCCAGAAUUGAAUGGAAGAAAAUCAAAAACGGAGCUCCCAGUUAUGUAUAUUUCCAAAAGAAAAUAUCAGGUGAUUUAGAGAACAGGGCUUUGCUGAGAGAACCUGCAAACCUGCUGAUCCUGAACGUCAGCAGAUCAGACAGUGCGAUGUAUCGAUGCGAGGUGGUAGCCAUUGAUGACCAGAAAUCCUUUGAUGAAAUCCUUAUCAGUCUGGCUGUGAGAGUGAAGCCAGUGGUGCCACGGUGCAGUGUCCCAAAUUCUGUCACCGCAGGCUCUUCUACAGAGUUACGGUGCAUGGAGAGCGAGGGUUACCCUCUUUCUCACUAUCAGUGGUUUCGCAACAACGAGGAGCUGCCUGAGGAUCCCAAAACCAGUGUCCGCUUUUACAACUCCUCAUACAUCAUGAAUGCUGAGACUGGGUCUCUGAAUUUCAGAACGGCGAGGAAAGAAGAUGCAGGGAAAUAUCACUGCCAGGCCAGAAACGACGCUGGCGCCGCAAAAUGCGCACCACAGCUUAUGGAAGUGUAUGAUUUUGACAUCUGGAUGUUGCUCUUAAAGAUUGUCGCUGGAGUGAUCGCAUUCAUCCUUAUAAUAGUGGGCCUCUGUCAGGCUCAAAAACAUAGCGAGUGUUUCUGCAGGGACCGUACAGAAAACGAUUAUAAAGUUCCUCAGUAUGACAGUGGAAGGGACUGUGUCAGUGUAGAUGAGGGGCAUUUCCGGCACAAAUCCUCGUUUGUCAUAUGACCAGAAAAUGUUCGGAGAUCCACGAGGGACACAGCCGUGCCACCACUACCGCAACGUGACAGCUCUCACAAUGUGAAUUUUCUUCAAAGGUGCAUAAAAACAUGGUGUUCUUUGCCAAAGCAAACAUUGCAGUAUUUUACAGACGUAUUACGAAAUCUUUGGGGAAGUUUUAUUCUUCAUAUUCAUUCGUUGAGCACUUUCUUAAAGGCAACGUAAGGAAGAUUUUAUUUUAUUUUUUUAUGUUAAAGAUUUUUUUUUUUUUUAAACAAUUUCCAGAUCCAGAAUCUGGGAUGUGGGACAUGUGUACAUGGUUCAGGAUUGUUACAAGGAAUUUGUAUUGUUACAAAAUGUGAACAAGAAAGUGCAUCUUUAUUAUGAUGUGUAUAAUCACACAGAGCAGCACAUGACGGGGGGUCGUGCAACUCCGGUCUAAGCUUGUGCGUGUGAGCGUGCCGCGCUUGUCUGUUUUAGAAAUGUGAUGUCGUGGCAGUGUUUCAGUGCAAGUCACGUACGUUGUGAAAGUACAGUGUGAAGUUUUAAACGACUCAGUUUCAGCAUUCAAUGGAAAGUGUUGUGCUAAAAGACGAACUUCUGGUUUCUCUUUGUUAUAUAAUUAUGUUUAAAUAACAGAUAUAUAUAUAUAUAUAUAUAUAUAUAUAUAUAUAUAUAUAUAUAUAUAUAUAUAUAUAUAUAUAUAUACACACACACACACACAUGGUUUCUCUUUCUCCCUUUCUCUAAGUGACCUUCUGUCAUUUUUUCAUUGUUUUAUAUAACUAUUAUUUUUGGCCAGAUCGUCCAGCUUUGUGUUCGUGGUUUAGUCUGUUUGUGGUAUUCGGUUUGUAUCACCGUCAAAUGGAAUUGCUGCGAAGAUCGUGGGUCAAGACCAAUAAUGUAACGAUAACAAUGAUGACUUUUACAAUUCGACACUGUUUGGAAAGUUCUUCUCUUUUGCCCUUUCAGAUGUAAUAGGAUUAGCUCAUUAUCCCGUCGUCCAAAACCUCUCCCAGAUGCCAUCUCAUCCAAUGGCCUUCUAUUCCGAAGAAGCCGUACCUUGACUGUUAAAUAUUCAAAACGUCUUACAAGUUUUGACAAACUGUCUUCCUUGCUGGCAUGUCCCACUGUCUAACCGGGCAGCAUGAAUGACUGUUAAUAAGAAUGCUGUGAAAAUGCACCGUGGAAAAGAAACGUUUUUUUUUUUAGGUGAGCUUCAGAGCAGUGCAGUGGGGUCGUGUCUUCUAUUGGAAACGAAAUAUAUUUACUCCAAAAUGACUGUAGCGGGAAUGUAAAGGUUUGAUUCGAAUAAUCUCGGGGCUUUAUAUCGAGAGAUGUUUGAUUAUGCAUGGCUAAGCAGAACCUGUGCAAGACGAAUUACACAAAAGACGCUUACAGCGAUUUAAUGAAAAUGAUAAAUGUAUAUACAGUAUUUAGCCUCACCACAACUGCCUGUUUGAUACAGAAAUAUUUUAGCGUAUCUUAUACAAGGAAGAGUUCCCGAGUCUAUUCCUUCCCCCUUUAUUACUGUGUGCUGGUUCUUUGUCAGUGUCGGUGUAGUCGUGUUUGCUGCUUAACACAUAUACGGUAUAAGAAGGUGCAUUUUGUCGACUUUAAUUCCAUUUCUAUUCCACAAAUAUCAAUAAAAAUGAUUCUAUUGAUAAAUUCUAUGGAUUCAGAUUUCAAAUACAGAUUUACACUAUAUGGACCAAAGUUUGUGGACACCAUGUGCUUUUUGAACAUCCUAUUCCACAUUUACACAGUUGCUGUGUUGUAAUAACAUCCACUCUUUUUGAAAGAUGUUUCACUAGAUGGUAGGUUGAGGAGUCCUGAGGUGCAGUCAGCUUUUCAAUUUAUCCCAAAGGUCUGCAAUAGAGUGGAGGUCAGAGCUCUAUAGCAGGCCACUCAAGAUCUUUUUAUGUCAUCCCAUGCAAACCGUAUCUUUGUGCACAGGAGCAUUGUCAUGCUGGAACAGGUUUUUUACAGAGAGCAGGGAAUUUUAACGCUUCCACAUCCAAAGGCAUCCGAUAUAAUUGUGUGCCUGCAACUACAACUUCAGCUGGAAAAGUCAGGUGUCUCAAUACUUUUGUCAAUAUCGUGUAUUUUGUUUAUUUGAAAUUAAUGUUAGAUAUCUAUAUAGAGCUUUAUACAUCACAAACACAUUUUAUAUAUAUAUAUAUAUAUAUAUAUAUAUAUAUAUAUAUAUAUAUAUAUAUAUAUAUAUAUAUAUAUAUAAUAUCUGACAUUCCAAGUAUAUUGAAAUGUUUUAUGUGCGUCAUUUACAUGACUGAACGGUAGGUUCACCCGUCGCCUGUUGUUUUAUGUGGUGUUGGUGUUAUGUACUUCUUAUGUAAAGUUUGAACAGCAUUAAACCGGUGUAAAGUUAUGAAGUAUUUAUUUUCUGUAAAGUAGAUGCCAACAUUACUCAGGAGUUUAAAAGAAUUGACAAUUUCUGUAUAUUGUUAGAGUUUUAUCGAUUUUAUUUAAUAAAGAUUUUGUUAUACAACGUA
Molecule: messenger RNA, 3647 nt
Organism: Silurus meridionalis
Lineage: Eukaryota; Metazoa; Chordata; Actinopteri; Siluriformes; Siluridae
Gene: jam3a
Product: junctional adhesion molecule 3a
Exons: 9
Coding region: 142-1143 (333 amino acids)
Biological process (GO): angiogenesis; cell adhesion
Molecular function (GO): protein homodimerization activity; protein heterodimerization activity
Source: RefSeq, a predicted model, not a curated record